Eutrema salsugineum is the source of this 1913-nucleotide messenger RNA. RefSeq names its product probable amino-acid racemase. The record is from RefSeq and is a predicted model, not a curated record. The coding region runs from base 613 to 1599 and encodes 328 amino acids. The transcript has 2 exons. NCBI's taxonomy places the organism in Eukaryota, Viridiplantae, Streptophyta, Magnoliopsida, Brassicales, Brassicaceae.
UUACUGCCUGAUGGUGAAAUCCAAUAACAAAAUUAUAUAUUCCAAGUGGAAAUCUGAGAGGCAAAGAUUCCUCACUUCAACUUGAUGCGACUACUACUGGUCCGGUUUCAUCUGAUGGUUUUGUUUGAUAGAGAUGAAAAAGCAUUGGGUUGAUUUGAGGCCGUUGUUCUGAUGCCCCACCUGUUCCUCUACUACUUUUCCUUUUUGUUUCUGCCUUUCUGAAAACAGAAAGGCAAUCCAUCAUCCUGCCCAACGAAUUACAAAGAUUUGUUUUCCAAGAGAAUCUUGUGUAUAACUUCUGUAUUAUUGAGGAGAAGUACUGAUUCAGCUGGCAAGUGCAGAAAGUAAGUUGAUGUUACAGAUUCUAGGAUCUUACUCCAAAAAGCUAGACAGAGGUUCUUCCCUCAGACUACCUGCGAGUCUUGUAACAUAAAGUUGCUUCCUUUCUUCUUUUUCCUUUUUUUGAAUCUGAGCUGGAUUUGGAACUUGAAUGUGAGGUCAGAUUCAGGUUUGUAGGGAAGGAACAAGUUGGAAACUUUGGCUAGUUCUGUCAGAGGUGUAUCUGGAGUUAGUAACUACUAUCAAAAACAUUUUUUAGACAGAAGCUUGGUGAUGUAUCUUCAGACUUUCACAAACCCAUCUCAUGGUUUAGCUCAUGUAUGCUGUUCCAAUCGGAUUUCGUGUAGGGUAAGACUAAGUCGUGUUCUAGCCACGCCACCGUCAUCAGUCCUACUGCAGAUGGACGAAAGCAGCGAUCUUCCCAAGUCCAAGAAGGGCUUUUGUCUGAGUGAAGAUUCGAGAAACAGUUUAAAAAGUCUCUCUGAAGAUUCUUUGGUCAGGCAGGCCAACACGGUGGGGAUUAUCGGAGGUGUUUCAACAGGUUCCACACUGAAUUUUGUGAAGAAACUCGUUGAUUGGAGCUCACAAGAUGGUAAAAGCUCCUUACCCUUCGUGCUUUGCUCUGAUCCUGCACUCAACAAGGAGCUUCUCUCAUACGAGGAGAACUCUUAUCCUUCUCUCUACCAUAGAGCAGAGUGUACUCCGGUGGAUCCGAAACAGAUUGUGGAAAAUCUAAGGAACAAGAGAAGAACUCUCGAGAGAUGUGGAGCUAAGUUAAUCCUAAUGCCUUGUCAUAUUGCACAUACAUGGUAUGAGGAGGUUUGUGAAGGAAGCUCGGUUCCAUUGCUUCACAUGGGUGAAUGCAUUGCUAAAGAGCUGGGAGAGGCGAAAAUGAAGCCUCUUGAAGCUGGGAAUCCUCUGCGCGUAGGUGUGAUGGCCUCUAGUGCCACGUUAUCCUCAGGAUUCUACCAAGAGAGACUACAGAGCAAUGGAUUUGAAGCGGUGCUUCCAGACAAGGCGACAAUGGAGCACACGGUGAUCCCGGCCAUAGAAGCGAUAAAGAGACAAGACAUGGAAGGAGCACGGAACCUUCUGAGGAUAGCAUUGCAGGUGCUGCUGGUGCAGGCGGUGAAUGUGGUGGUGCUCGGUUCAGAUGAGAUGCGAGAACUCUUGCCAGGGGAUGAUCCUCUGUUGAAGAAGUGCGUUGAUCCUAUGGAUGCACUUGCAAGGUCUGCCAUCAAAUGGGCAGAGAGUCGAUGAUCUUAUCUCUAAAGAGAAUCCGUAGUUGGAGUUUGUGAAUCCAUAGCUGGAUUUUGUGAGUGUGUAUAAAGUAUCUAAAAAGAAAAGUAGCUCGCCUGGGGAAGAAUUACCAAAGUGUAAACCGGUGUUUGUGAUGUAAAGAUCAUUUCCAAAACUAAAACCAAAGUCACUCAAACAUGUCUUGUUAUUAGUUUUUGGCCAACACAAGUGUGAACAUGUCUAAAAGCCAAAUAAGUUUGAACAUAUGUUGGCUUGGAUUGCAUUGUGUAAUAUCCCUUAUUAUUAUAGACAAUUUUUAUUGGAAUUAAAAAGGA